AUGAUAGCCUCGGCUGAUCUGGCCAAAUAUUGUCGCGACGAUGUCGAAGUGCAGGCCGUAGCAGUCGAGUACUAUGGGAAGGCUGUUUCCGCUUUGCAGGGAUCGCUGAACGAGGAGCUGACUGCUAUGGCUACAUGCAAUCUACCGGGAUCCGAUUACACCCCUUUGGCAGUGCUACUGUUGUGUCUGCAUGAGUGCCAGAACUUUACGAACAGCACGCGCAUAGUACCCCAUCUGAACGCUGCCACUGCGCUCCUGCUUCGUCGCCUGCAUUAUACUCCCGAAGACCUGGCACUACGAAGCUUUUUGUUCGAACUAUUUUGUUACUAUUUCUCCCUGGUGGCCUUCUCACACGGCUCUAGACUUUCUCUUCCUCAAGCGUCUGCCAUCUUCAACUCUCCCAUUGUCACCCAAUAUCUCCAGCAAGGCAAUGUCAUGGGCACAUCGCAGCGUCUCUUCAUGUGCAUCUUUCGAAUAUCCAUAUUGGCAGAGAAGGUCACAUCCGAGCGGCAGUUUCACGACUCACCGGCACGGACGGAGCUUACCGUGCUUGAGCAACAAUUGCUCACCUGGCGACUGGAGCUUCCCCUUAGAAGAGACGCAGAUGUCACCUGGCUUAACGAUGCAAUAACAUCCGAACUCUACCGCCUGGCAUGUCUGAUAUACAUCAAAAAGGUUCUAGAUCCCGCCUUGUCUGACCACAGUCCACCUAUUCAGGCGCAUGUUGUAGCGUUUGUCGACCAUCUGGGCCAUCUACCACCCGAUGCACCGUCGAAUAACAUCCUUUGCUGGCCUCUGGUUGUAGCUGGGCUCUCUGCCGUGCUGAGUACACACCAGCGAGCCAUUAGCACAAGACUAGGACAAAUAUAUGACAUAUGGCGGUCCGAUAUACUUUGUCAGAGUGCCGCGUUUCUGCGACAGAAGUGGCGGCGUGAUCGGAGUCCAAAUCGCUGCUUCGCAUCAGCUUCACACAGAGAGCAGGAGAAAAAUCAAAAUAAGUCAACGGUUGCAGUCAAUGAUAUACUCAAACUUCAAUUCCCGGUCAUUCUGGUUUAG
Molecule: messenger RNA, 1056 nt
Organism: Aspergillus bombycis
Lineage: Eukaryota; Fungi; Ascomycota; Eurotiomycetes; Eurotiales; Aspergillaceae
Product: Zn(II)2Cys6 transcription factor
Exons: 3
Coding region: 1-1056 (351 amino acids)
Biological process (GO): positive regulation of transcription by RNA polymerase II
Cellular component (GO): nucleus
Molecular function (GO): transcription cis-regulatory region binding; DNA-binding transcription factor activity
Source: RefSeq, a predicted model, not a curated record